GAGCUCUGACCACUAUAGAAAGAAAGCUCGAGAAGAGAGAGACGCUAAUGGCUCCGAAGCGUAAGGCCAAGGUCGUCAAGACAACGAAGAAGGUGGUCCAAGAAACUGUCGAGGUCACUCUCGUCGAGAAGGAUCAGAAAUUGGCUGCCGAAGCUGAAAAUGGCGUCGAAACACCGCAGCAAGAAUCGGAGAAAGAGGUCGUGAAGACCACCGUAACGGUGGAAGACAAGUUGGCGGAAGAAGCCGAACAAGAGACAGUCGAAAUCCCCGUGCAGCAGCCACCACAGAAAGAAACCGCCACUGAAGCACCUCCAACGCCUAGCCAACCGGAGGCAAAAGACAAGACCCAACGCCAGAAAACAACGCAAGAAGGCAAGAAGGACCGCAGAGAGCAAGAAGACGUCGAGGCAAAGAACCAGCCAAAGAGAGCCAGAGAAGUGGACGAGAAGGCAAGGGGAGGGCGACGGAGGCGGAGGCGGAGAGUCGGGGAAGGAGGUGGGGAGGAGCAGUACAAGAGGUACGUGUUCCGGGUGCUUAAGCAGGUGCAUCCGGGGCUCGGGAUAUCGUCAGCCGCAAUGGAAGUGCUCAAUGGCUACAUGAACGACAUGUUUGAGAGGCUGGCCGCUGAGGCAGCGAGGCUGUCGAGCUACGCGGGGAUCAAGACUCUGUCGUCGCGGGACAUCCAGGGCGCAGUCCGGCUGGUGCUCCCCGGCGAGCUCGGGCGGCAUGCCAUUGCGGAGGGGGCUAAGGCCGUGACAAAUUACAUGGAGCAUGACGGUGGCGGUGGUGGUGGUGCCAAGUCCAAGCCUUAGGAUGGUUUCAUUUAGAGCUGGCUAUGUGGUUCUUUGACUGAGUGUUUUUUCUUUUCGGACUUUUUGGUGAUGGUGAAUUUGUAUUUUGUGA
Eucalyptus grandis is the source of this 903-nucleotide messenger RNA. RefSeq names its product histone H2B.5-like. Bases 48 to 812 code for a protein of 254 amino acids. The transcript has a single exon. Gene Ontology annotation, molecular function: structural constituent of chromatin; DNA binding; protein heterodimerization activity. Gene Ontology annotation, cellular component: nucleosome. Gene Ontology annotation, biological process: nucleosome assembly. The record is from RefSeq and is a predicted model, not a curated record. Lineage: Eukaryota; Viridiplantae; Streptophyta; Magnoliopsida; Myrtales; Myrtaceae.